Messenger RNA from Colletotrichum chrysophilum, 786 nucleotides. RefSeq lists its product as uncharacterized. Gene Ontology annotation, cellular component: cytoplasm. NCBI's taxonomy places the organism in Eukaryota, Fungi, Ascomycota, Sordariomycetes, Glomerellales, Glomerellaceae. Gene Ontology annotation, molecular function: 2-oxopent-4-enoate hydratase activity. Bases 1 to 786 code for a protein of 261 amino acids. The transcript has a single exon. The record is from RefSeq and is a predicted model, not a curated record.
AUGCAAGAAUUCGAACUUCAACAAAUUUCAGAAGCUCUUAGAGCUGCUCGUAUAAGCCGAGAGCCCAUCGACCCGCCUGCCAAGACCUGGGGAAGCCUCGAUCCUGACAGCGCCUUUGAAGUCCAAAGAGUGACCGUCAAGAAUGCGGUCAGCAAGUACGGCGACCGUCUUGUGGGGUACAAGCUAGGAAACAUUGCGAAAGUCAUGCAAGAUGCAUUCGGACUCGAUCAGCCAGACUACGGUUUUCUUCUUGGGAGUACAUUCAUCUACGAAGGCACUACAUUACCGCGGAAGGAUUACAUCAAGCCAUUUGUUGAGCUCGAACCAGCUUUUGUGCUGAAGGGUCAUCUAAAGGGACCGAACGUUAUCGUGGCCGAUGUCAUCAACGCCAUAGACUACGCCAUACCCGCCAUCGAAAUCAUUGACUCAAGGGUGAAAAAUUGGGCCAUAGGCUUGGCGGAUACUCUAGCAGACAAUGGCUCUACCGGAGCUGUGAUUCUCGGUGGCACCCCUCGGCGGCUUACUGACCUCACCCUGAGCAACACUCGAGGAGUUCUUCGUUUCAAUGACCGAGAGGUUAUGGCUGGCAACACCCGGAACGUACUUGGUAACCCGAUCUCAGCUGUUGCCUGGCUAGUCAACAAGCUUUCUAAGUAUGAUGUCGAGUUCAGCCCAGGCCAAGUCAUCUUGCCUGGUAGUUGUCUACAAGCAGUUCCGAUGGAGGAGCCGGGUCAUUGGUCUUGCACCUUCGAAGGCUGGGGUACUAUUGAGUUUGACGUAGUUUGA